AUGUCCCCUGCACUUGCGACGCUGUCUCUGAUCAGCCUGGUGGCCCUGAGUUCAGCCCGUACGCCUACAGCACGCACUGCCAAGACGACGCCGGCGCCGUACACGAGGCAGUUCUCCGAGCUACCAGACUACGACACCUACCGCUUCGUGGAGCGCCUAAGGUCCGAGCAAGCUCGACAGCUUCGUGAGCGCGACGGCAGCACCAACGCAACUAGCCGCGCGCGCUUCCUACCUCGAAUGCCACUGAGCAAGCCGAUCUGGUUGAGUUUCAGCGGCAGAGGUGGACGGCAAGAUCGGGCGGCUGGUGACCGUCGACGCGCCACCGAUGAUUCUAGUUCUGCCAUUCGUCGCCAGGUGCUGCAGUUCAUCCAGGACCACCAGCUCAUCCUUUACAUAGCAUGCUCGUGCGUGCUCACGGGCGUGGUUCUACUGGUCACGCUCAUGGCCUUUCACGGCAACCAUCGCGGCUCGGACGCCAGGAGCACGUUGUACGGCGAGUCGUACGCUUUGAUGGACAGGCGGCCGCUGCUCGGCAAGAGGCGAUCGGUACUCGAGGAGGACAGCGAGGACGAAGAGGAAACAGCCAUCGACGGCAAAAACGCUCGCGGCACCGGAGAGGGACGACGACCACAACCCGAAAGACGUGCUGGCUUCGUGGACGAUGGGAAUUUCGAGAUCACCACGUUGUCCGAGAUCGGCGUCGGUGAAGGGGCAACCAGCUGGUCGGAGCCGGACGCAGGGCUAACGUCUCCAGUUUCACUGAUCACGUGCUUAUUUUUUUCUCCCUCUCUUUCAUUUUUUUUCCACAACGAUACACUUCUCACACAGCCCACGGACGUGUUCCCUAGCCGGCUGUUGGAUCUAUGCAAUCAGGAAACGCCCCUCCCUUUCCUGGCUUUCCUGCCCAACGGAUGCCAGGAUCGAUCCAAAUGGCUUGCCCACGGCCACCACAGCGAGGUCUUCCAGGUGGCGUCCACGCUGAAGCGAACUGUCCUGAAGGUGAUUCCCGUAACGGGAAUAUUCACAGAUCAACGUGUGGACGCCAUCGCAGCAGCCAUAGAAUGCAGCGUCAAACUUAGCCUGCUGAGACACGGAGUGCGCUACAGAACGCCCAGUUUCGUCGAAACGCAAAGGAUCGCAUGCGUGUUUGACCAGUUCCCAAAGUGGCUGCUGCGCGGUGACCAUGGUCUCGGGUCCAGGGACUUCCAGGCAGGCAAAAACCAAUGCUUCCUAACGCGACAUUUCAUCGUGCUUGAACUGGGCUACGCUGGAAAACCACUAUCACGGAUAACGCUACGCAGUGCAGUGCAAGGCCGGAGCGUCGUAUUGCAGGCAUCUUGCUGCAUGGCAGUGGCCGAACGCGCUCUGGGGUUCCGGCACCUUAGCGCGAACCCUGACAAGCUGCUGGUGACGGCGACCGAUGCGGCGAGCCUCGAGUACCACUUUCCGGACAGGUCUCCGCUGUCCAUCGACAGCGCGGGCCUCAGGGUGCACGUCGCUGGUUGCUUGUCCUUUGCGCUCGGACCAGAAGCCAAAGAAGACGACAACAACUCGCCAUCUUCGCCACCUCGUGCUAAGAGCGCGCUCAGCAACGCCCCUUCUCACAGCAGCAGCAGCGAAGCACUGCGCUUCAAAAGCAACGUGACGUGGCUGGGCGCCGUGGUGGGCAGCGUGGUGCGCAAGCUGCGUUCCGAGUUGCCGGAGUCCCGUGCUCGUGCGGAACGCGGUCUCGUCGAGGAGUUGUUGAUGCUGCAGAGGCGCCUGCAGCAGUGCGACUCUGUCGGAGAGUUCUUCGACACGCUGAGCAUCUGAAGAUGGCGCCUCGAGCGCUAUUUUCUUCCGUCAUCUGAUCGACGUCUCUCGAUGUUUUAUUUAUUUUUUUUUGUUUCUUACGUUACCUCUC
Rhipicephalus sanguineus (brown dog tick) is the source of this 1903-nucleotide messenger RNA. RefSeq lists its product as uncharacterized. Gene Ontology annotation, molecular function: histone H3T3 kinase activity. NCBI's taxonomy places the organism in Eukaryota, Metazoa, Arthropoda, Arachnida, Ixodida, Ixodidae. Gene Ontology annotation, cellular component: cytoplasm; nucleus. The transcript has 10 exons. The record is from RefSeq and is a predicted model, not a curated record. Gene Ontology annotation, biological process: intracellular signal transduction; mitotic cell cycle. The coding region runs from base 1 to 1812 and encodes 603 amino acids.